Messenger RNA from Durusdinium trenchii, 345 nucleotides. The record is from the annotation of a GenBank genome assembly. Lineage: Eukaryota; Dinophyceae; Suessiales; Symbiodiniaceae.
AUGAAGCAGUCCCUGCAUGGUGACAUUGACCACCCAGACAUUGCACUCACUCUGCACAUGCUUGGCGAUGUGACCGCUCAGACUGGAGACUGGAAAGAGGCCCUGCGUUGCCUGAAAGAGUCUUUACGAAUGCAGCGGUCCUUGCACGGUGACGGUGACCACCCAGACAUUGCAGUCACACUGCAUAUGCUUGGCGAUGUCACCGUGCAGGCUGGAGACCUGAAAGAGGCACACAAGUACCGGCAGGAGUUGUCGCAAAUGGUGUUGCGCUUGCAGAGUAAGGGCUGCGUUGAUUGGAGGCUGCAGGAAGUUCUAUCUCUGAGGAACUUGGGUCAACUUGUUUGA